CCUCAUUGUUAGUAUUAUCGUCUAUGUAGCAGGUUGCACAUUUUCUUGUCCCAUUUUCGCGCCAUUUUCCAACGACUGCUCGCUGCUUCGAUGGCGGACAUUUCUGGACAACAAUUUCGAGAAGACGAUUGUUAACUUCCUGUGGCCAUUUCAAACUGAUGCGCCAUCAUCUGGAAUCUGAAUCGAGUUCUACCCGAAGGCUGGUGGAUAUCGUCUAAUAUGCUGAGCGACCAGAACCCACUUCAUAAAUAAAAGAUUACGGGCGUAAAGACAGGAGAAAUUGAGUCACGUGUCGGCAGAGUAAAUACUUGUGUAGCAUUUUAAAUAGAGACGCAAAUCUGGAAAUUGAAAAAAAAAAUGGAACGGAACAAACAGCAAAACGUGUGCUUUUAGAAAUGUGGCAUUGGUGCAUGGCCGCUGCAUUGACGUAAAUAAAGAUUUCUGCUCUUGUAAAGUCUCUUAGAAAAUCUACGGAAAACAACUUCAAAAUGGGCCUUUACGGAAUAAGGGCAUGUUUGGCAGGCAAAUACGUUCAAAGGAGCUUGUGCACAACUUGUAAUUCUCUCUCACCAAAUGCAACUAAAGCUGCCCCGAAAGUUACACCCCUGUCCAAGAUUCUAAUAGCCAAUCGAGGUGAAAUUGCCUGCAGAGUCAUCAGGUCUGCAAAACGGUUAGGCAUCCAAACUGUUGCUGUUUACAGUGAUGCAGAUCGUAAUGCUAUGCAUGUUAACAUGGCUGAUUCUGCCAUCCGCCUUGGCCCAGCAUCCUCUGUUGAAAGUUAUCUAAGACAAGACAAGGUUCUAGAAGCUGCUUUCAGAACAGGGGCUCAGGCAAUACAUCCUGGAUAUGGAUUUCUCUCUGAAAAUGUUGAAUUUGCAGAGCUUUGCUCUAAAGAGGGUAUUAUAUUCAUCGGUCCUCCUGCUUCAGCCAUCAGAGACAUGGGGAUUAAAAGCACCUCCAAACACAUCAUGUCAGCUGCUGGAGUUCCUGUGAUUCAUGGAUAUCAUGGAGUGGAUCAAACUGAUGAAAGAUUAAGGCAUGAGGCAGAAAAAAUUGGAUUUCCACUCAUGAUUAAAGCUGUUCGAGGUGGAGGUGGUAAAGGCAUGAGAAUUGCGCUUACACAGAGUGAGUUCGAGACUCAGCUCGAGUCUGCUAAACGUGAAGCACAAAAGUCAUUCGGGGAUCAGGUUAUGUUAUUGGAACGUUAUGUUGAAAGGCCUCGACACGUUGAAGUGCAAGUAUUUGGCGACAAAUACGACAACUAUGUCUACCUAUUUGAACGCGAUUGCAGUGUGCAGCGACGUCAUCAGAAGAUCAUCGAAGAAGCACCUGGACCAGGAAUUUCAAGUGAAACGAGAAAGCAACUUGGAGAAGCGGCAGUUCGGGCCGCCCGUGCCGUUGGGUACGUCGGGGCUGGAACGGUUGAAUUCAUUAUGGAUCCUCAGCAAAACUUUUUCUUUAUGGAGAUGAACACGCGAUUACAAGUAGAGCACCCAGUAAGUGAAAUGAUCACCAACACCGACCUGGUUGAAUGGCAAUUAAGAGUUGCUUCCGGGGAGCCGUUACCUUUGGAUCAAUCGCAAAUCCAUUUAAAUGGUCACGCUUUCGAAGCACGAAUCUACGCUGAAGAACCCAAAAAUAAUUUUCUCCCAGGAGCUGGACCCUUGUUGCAUCUCACUACCCCAAAGCCCAGUUCGGAUGUUCGUGUUGAAACAGGUGUGGCGCAAGGUGACGUCGUUUCUGUUUUUUACGAUCCCAUGAUUGCGAAACUUGUUGUUUGGAGCUCGGAUCGCGCCAGUGCAUUACGUAAACUACGAUCCUGUUUGUCCGAGUACAAUAUCGUCGGUUUAAAUACGAACGUUGACUUUCUGAUGCAACUCUCUUCUCAUCCAAAAUUCAUCGAAGGAGACGUUCAUACAGAUUUCAUCUCUCAGCAUCACGGUGAUCUGUUCCCAAAUAAGCCAGUCACUGAUAGUUUAGUGAGUCAAGCGGUUUUGGCUUCCAUUCUUAACGAGGUCAAUGUCAGCUCAAGUCAACAAGGAUCGACAAGAGACCCCUACAACCCUUUUGCUUCGUAUUCGAUGGCAAGGUUCAAUCUCAACUAUCAAAAGAAUGUGAAACUAACGUGCCAAGACAACACAUACGAUGUACGCGUCACCAGCUGCGGAAACGGAUUCUACAAACUAAAAGUCGGACAGUCCGAAGAAAUUGACGUUACAGCCAAACUAUCGGAAUCAGACAAUGUCAUCAGCAUUGAAUUAAGUGCAAAUGGCGAGAUCUCAAAAUCUCGAGUCGUUUUCUUGAAUGGAAAUGUGCAUCUCUUCACAAAGGACGGAAGCGUAGCAUUUUCCAUGGAAAAGCCUUCCUUUUUAACGAAGCUAGGACACGGCUCUGUUCAGCAAGGAGGUGCCGUGGCUCCAAUGCCCGGAAUCAUUGAAAAGAUAUUGGUUAAGGAUGGCGAAGAAGUUAAGGUUGGUCAACCCCUGUUGGUCAUGAUUGCCAUGAAAAUGGAGUACGUUAUUCGCGCACCAGAAUCCGGGGUUGUUGAGAAGGUCAACUAUAAAGUUGGCGAUUCAGUGGCAAAGAACGCAGCACUGGUACGGUUUGUCUCAACUGACAAGAAAUAGUUUAUUGCCCGUCCGUCUGUCUCUCUCAUUGUCAAGUAUUGCCAAGUCGCGUGUAUAUCAAACAGAGGUCUAUAAAUAGUACAAAUAA
Molecule: messenger RNA, 2715 nt
Organism: Daphnia pulex (common water flea)
Lineage: Eukaryota; Metazoa; Arthropoda; Branchiopoda; Diplostraca; Daphniidae
Gene: Mccc1
Product: methylcrotonoyl-CoA carboxylase subunit alpha, mitochondrial-like
Exons: 11
Coding region: 489-2627 (712 amino acids)
Cellular component (GO): mitochondrion
Molecular function (GO): ATP binding; metal ion binding; methylcrotonoyl-CoA carboxylase activity
Source: RefSeq, a predicted model, not a curated record